Molecule: messenger RNA, 405 nt
Organism: Lactuca saligna
Lineage: Eukaryota; Viridiplantae; Streptophyta; Magnoliopsida; Asterales; Asteraceae
Source: the annotation of a GenBank genome assembly
AUGGACUCCUCAUCGGCGGUAGAGGAGGCAACUUUUCAAGAGAAGCCAAAAAAUUUUGUUGAUAAAACGUCGGUGAAGCGGUGGCUGACUGGAGCGGAGAAAGACGAAGGCGAAGAGGAGUGCGACACGGAAGCCUGGGAGACGCUGAAUAAGAGUUUUAAGGAAGCGCAAUCGGUGUUAGAUCAGAACCGAUUGUUGAUUCAACAGGUGAACGAGAAUCAUCAGUCGAAGAUUCCUGAUAAUUUGGUAAAAAAUGUCGCGUUGAUUCAGGAAAUUAAUGGUAAUAUCUCAAAGAGUUUGGUAAUAUAUUAUAUCGACGGGGUCAGUUUGAGUGUCUAUUUCGAUUGCUUUCAUAACGUUCGUGCAUGGGGUGUCUUUUGGAUGACGUUUGUGGUUUUCUUGUGA